Molecule: messenger RNA, 532 nt
Organism: Choloepus didactylus (southern two-toed sloth)
Lineage: Eukaryota; Metazoa; Chordata; Mammalia; Pilosa; Megalonychidae
Product: short coiled-coil protein
Exons: 1
Coding region: 40-288 (82 amino acids)
Cellular component (GO): trans-Golgi network
Source: RefSeq, a predicted model, not a curated record
AGGGUUUCAUAUCUGAGGCCUAAAAGUUUUUUACGCAAGAUGAUGAAUGCUGACAUGGAUGCUGUUGAUGCUGAAAAUCAGGUGGAACUAGAGGAAAAAACACGACUUAUUAAUCAAGUGUUGGAACUCCAACACACACUUGAAGAUCUCUCGGCAAGAGUAGAUGCAGUUAAGGAAGAAAAUCUGAAGCUAAAAUCAGAAAACCAAGUUCUUGGACAAUAUAUAGAAAACCUCAUGUCAGCUUCUAGUGUUUUUCAAACAACUGACACAAAAAGCAAAAGAAAGUAAGGCUGAUAUCCAUUCUGUUUUAUGGAAUUGCUGCUGAUUUUUUUUUCUUUAAAAUUUGAGUAGAUUCCAAAAGUUAUAGUACCUUUGUGGCUUCAUUGAAUAUUUAUGAAGAUAAUGGCAGAUCUAGGUAAAAAUUAAGAGCUCUAAAAGUAUAACUGGAGACUUCUAUGAGUUUGUAUAUUAACUUAGUCUAUGAAAACAUGUAACUAUAUUGAUAGUAGAGACUUUAUAAUUAGAAUUGCAU